Theobroma umbraticum is the source of this 2340-nucleotide messenger RNA. RefSeq names its product lectin-domain containing receptor kinase VI.3-like. Gene Ontology annotation, biological process: protein phosphorylation. NCBI's taxonomy places the organism in Eukaryota, Viridiplantae, Streptophyta, Magnoliopsida, Malvales, Malvaceae. Gene Ontology annotation, molecular function: protein kinase activity; ATP binding; carbohydrate binding. The record is from RefSeq and is a predicted model, not a curated record.
UUGAGAUGAGUGCCCAAACUUUUAGUCCUUGACUUGGAAACCUUCAAGUGCUCCAUUUGGGACUACUGGUUUUGAUAUAUUAUUGUCGUUUCUAUAACUGUUAUCAUCCUUAAUUAUCUGUUGAUUACAACAAAAUUUGUUUUAGCUCAUCAAAUCCCAUGGUAGGAUCAUGUUCUUGGGCUUCCCUUGUCUUCUGCAUUGUCUUCUUCCCAGUUUUUGCUCAGCCUCAGCCCCCAAGUUUCAUCUUGAAUGGUUUCAAUGGAAGUGAAUCAAAGCUUACCCUUGAGGGAGCUUCUAUUAUCAGGCCUAGUGGCGCCCUGAAGCUCACGAACAAAUCAAAUUACGCUCUAGGCCAUGCGUUCUAUUCAGAAUCGAUACAGAUGCUGGACAAUAAGUCUUCACCUGAUUCUCCCAAGGCUUCUUCUUUCAGCACUACUUUCGUGUUCUCUAUUAUACCUCCAAGCUCAGGGCGGGGAGGCCAUGGCCUUGCUUUCAUGUUGUCGCCUUCCAAGAAGUUCGCUGGAGCUGAAGCAGGUCACUACAUGGGAAUAUUCAACCAGGAGAACGAUGGUUUGUCCUCCAACCAUGUUUUUGCAGUGGAAUUCGAUACUGUGAAUGGAUUGAACGAUGAUUCAGACAGUGAAGGAAAUCAUGUUGGGAUAAACAUCAAUAGCAUGUAUUCCAAUGAGACGGAACCAGCUGCUUAUUUUAUCAAUAACACAAACCUAAAGGAGGAUAUGAAACUGGAGAGUGGAGAUCCCAUCCAUGCUUGGAUAGAAUACGAUGGAAAUUUCGUGAACGUUACGAUCUCUCCAUUAAAGGUAGAGAAACCAUCCAAGCCUCUCAUUUCCCAUCGCAUUGACUUAACACCUUUGGUUGAGGAAACCAUGUACGUUGGCUUUUCUGCAUCCACGGGGGAAAAGUCAAGCUCACAUUUCAUCUUGGGAUGGAGUUUCUCGACAGAUGGAACAGCUCGCCAACUCAAUGUUUCCCAACUUCCUGUGCCACCGCCAAAAGGAAAGGAUGGAUCUUCUUUUGAUCCUCAAGUCAUUGGUCUUAUUGCUGCUUUAUCCACCGUAACUGUUCUAUUGUUGGGAAUAUUGAUCUAUUUUACGUUGUACAAAAGGAAGGGGAAGUCUGAGGAACUUGAAGAUUGGGAGUUAGAUUGUCCUCACCGGUUCCAGUACAAGGAUCUCUAUGCAGCAACUAGGGGUUUCAAAGACAGUGAGAUUAUUGGAGUUGGAGGGUUCGGUGCAGUCUACAAAGGUGUCUUGCUAACAACCGGAACUGAAGUAGCUGUCAAAAAGAUAACUCAGAAUUCAAUCCAAGGUCUGAGAGAAUUCGCAGCCGAGAUCGAAAGCUUAGGAAGGUUAAGGCACAAGAAUUUGGUUAAUCUCCAAGGAUGGUGUAAGCAAAAGAAUGAUCUUCUUCUGAUCUAUGAUUACAUCCCAUAUGGAAGCCUUCAUUCUCUCCUCUUCAAUCAGAAACAAGGCUUGGCGUUAAGCUGGGAUCAAAGGUUCAACAUCAUCAAAGGCAUUGCUGCUGGACUACUGUAUCUGCAUGAAGAAUGGGAGUUGGUCGUAAUCCACAGAGACGUGAAAUCUAGCAAUGUCCUGAUAAAUGCUGAUAUGAAUGCGCGGUUGGGGGACUUCGGUCUUGCGAGAUUGUAUGAUCAUGGUACAGAUUCGCACACGACAAACAUCGUGGGCACAAUUGGGUACAUUGCACCUGAAUUGGCUCGCAAUGGUAAGGCCUCAACUAGGUCAGAUGUUUUCGCAUAUGGGGUUUUGCUCCUGGAAGUAGUUUCUGGGAGAAAGCCAAUUGAUUCAAGAAACAUCUUCCUGGUCGAUUGGGUGAUAGAGUGCCACAAAACUGGUCAAAUUCUUGAUGCAAUGGAUCCCAAGUUGAACUCGGGUUUUGUGAUCGAAGAGGUGAGGUUGGUUCUCCUGUUGGGUCUUCUGUGUUCUCAUCCAAAGCCUGAAGUUAGGCCUAGCAUGAGAAAAGUCAUGCGGUAUCUCAACAGGGAUGACCCUCUUCCCCUAAUUGAUUACUGGGAAUCGUUUGAUUCUCGAGAUGAACUAUACUUGAAGUUCUUGGAAGUAACUUCUGAUUAUACGAUCACAAAAUCUCAUCCCUCAUCUUCCACCAGCCCAAGCAUCUCUUACAGUUCUGGCAGAUAGAUCUAAGCUUCAGAAUCUUUUCUUUUGACUCAUAAUUUGUUAGGGUAGAAACUUGAAAUCAACUAUGGCAUGUGAUGGGGAAACUUCCACCCCAGCCUGGUUAGGAUUUGUAAACACACAGGUUGGACAUACUUCAUAUUGAAAUUAGUCAAUCUUUCGU